Ectocarpus sp. CCAP 1310/34 is the source of this 504-nucleotide messenger RNA. The record is from the annotation of a GenBank genome assembly. NCBI's taxonomy places the organism in Eukaryota, Phaeophyceae, Ectocarpales, Ectocarpaceae.
UGCUAGGUAUCAACGUAGGCCAAUAGGUGCUGUUUUCCUAGAAACGUUAGCGACCGCUGUGGAGGAGGUGGAACGGGCCGGCCCGUCGUAAGUGCUGCUGUAGUGGUCGGUUGGUUUGCUGGUACGGACCAGGGACACGCGAUCAAAGAACUGGAUGGCAUGAUGAUGGAGAAAGCGCUGCGGGUUCGGGGAUAUAGGCGCAGGCGGGUCGGUGACCGAAGACAGCACCAGGAGGUAGCACGAGAGCGAGCUCAUUUCCACAUGUCCACAGGAAACACGCGGAGAACACGCCGAUGGUCUGUGGCAGCAGUGGGACUGCUACUCGGCUGUGCCAUUAACAGGGUGUCGGCUUUGCUGCAGCUGGACCAAGUGCCGAAGAGGACCACCAACGAGAGGAGCGCCACGUUCACGUACGUCUGCACGCCGCUGGACACCACCGAGGAUGACGGGUGCGACGUCAAGGUGAGCAGGGCGCAGCGUUGCGUGUGUUGGUGCUGGCUUUAG